Aureobasidium namibiae CBS 147.97 is the source of this 1395-nucleotide messenger RNA. Its product is annotated as NAD(P)-binding protein. NCBI's taxonomy places the organism in Eukaryota, Fungi, Ascomycota, Dothideomycetes, Dothideales, Saccotheciaceae. Bases 1 to 1395 code for a protein of 464 amino acids. The transcript has 2 exons. The record is from RefSeq and is a predicted model, not a curated record. Gene Ontology annotation, molecular function: nucleotide binding.
AUGUCUCCAAUUCGCGUCGGUAUCAUCGGUCUUUCCACUGGCUCAAAGGCCACCAGCUGGGCCAGCACAGCUCAUCUGCCAUACCUCCUGUCCGAGCAGGGCAAGAAGAACUACCAGAUCACCGCUCUGUGCAACUCAUCCGUUGACAGCGCAAAGAAGUCUAUUGAGCACUACAAGCUCGACAGCAAUGUCAAGGCCUACGACUCACCAAAGGACUUGGCCGAAGACAAGGAUGUUGACUUGGUCAUCUGUAUCGUCGGUGUCGAGAGUCACUACAAGCUCCUGAAACCCGUUGUCGAAGCUGGCAAGAAUGUCUAUACCGAGUUGCCUUUGGCAUCCAACAUGGAUCAGAUCAGAGAAUUGGUCGGCACUGCAAACCAGAAGGGUAUCAAGACCAUGUUUGGAUCUCAGGGCCAAUCUGCUCCUGUGGUCAAGGUUGUUCAGAAGCUCAUUGCUGAUGGCAAGCUUGGUAAGGUCUUGAGCACUUCGUUGAGUGGGUGCACUGGUAUUGGUGGAGGUGCAAAGAUCCCUGCUGGGUUCAAGUACAUUAUCCAGAGAGAGGCUGGCGGCAACCAUGCCACGAUUUUCUUCCUGCACAGUUUCACCUGCUUGCUCGAAGUCUUUGGCGAGCUCGAGUCUUUCGACACCAUCAUGGGCAUCGAGCGCCCCAAAGUCGACCUCAUCGAUCUAGAAAACAAAGGCAAAGUCGUCGACACAAUCACAAAAGACACACCCGACAACAUUUCCCUACAGGGACGCUUCAAGGACGGCACACUCUUGAACUACGGUCUCCGCUCCGCCGCUCCCUUCCCCGGCGACGCAGGCAUGAGAUGGCUCAUCAACGGCGAAAAGGGCGAGGUGUUGAUCACCUGCCCAGCAGCAAUGUUCGACAUCAACCACGAGGGCGUGAAAAUCCAACUUCACGAGUUCGGCAAUGACAAGGCGGAGGAUAUUGAGUUGCCUGCUGAUGAGCUGGCUGGUCUCAAGCACCCUGCGCAAAAUGUGGGAAGACUCUACGAGGCUUACGCAAAGGGAGACACCAAGGGAUACUGCGAUUGGAACUUGGCUCUCAAGCGCCACGAGUUGAUCGAGGAAAUGUUCCAGAGGGGAGAUGGAAGCAAGCCUUUCGGAGACAAGGCUGCGUACUUGUCCAAGGGCAGUGCUUCAAGUGGUGCUUCCUCUGGCUCGAUCCAAGGCAGCACUGCUGAGGUCGAUGCCGAUGCUGAAGGCACCAUUAUUGCUGACAGAGAAGUCAAGCCCAAGGAGAUUACACGCGAAGUUGGCUCGGACGGCCCCAAGACAACCGUCCAGACUUUGGAAGCAGAGGGCUUUGGUGCCUCGUCUGGUCCUAACGACCUCAGCAACAACGGAGGUAACCGCGAUCUCGCUUCGUAG